AUGGUACGGACUACAUCUCGGUCAGAAGGGGAAAAUAGCUUCUUUGGUAGGUACUUUAGUCCAACAGCUACCUUGGUUGAGUUCUUCAGUCACUUUGACUCUGCAAUCGAUGUACAACGACAUAUACAUUUGAAGUUAAAUGCGGAUUUGUCCAUUAAAGCAUGUGGGGACAUUAUUACGUAUGACAUUAAGGAAGACGAUGUCCGUCUGUUUACUGUGCAUUACAAUAGAACAGACAACAGUGCAACAUGUAGUUGUUCAAAGUUCCAGAGGGUAGGGAUGCUGUGCCGACACAUUUUUAUGGUCUACAAAGAUGCUCGGAUAGAUAACAUCCCUGUUGCUUACAUUGUUGCCCGUUGGACUCGGGGUGUUUGCCUGCCUCAAGUGUUUGGCGUGAACGGACAAACGGUCGAUUUGACAGCACCUAAAGACGGCUCCAAGACUCUUAUCAACCAACUAUGGACAGAGAUUCAUGCAUGGGUUAGUUUAGCCAAGACCGAUACUGUUCGUGUUAGGUAG
Ipomoea triloba (trilobed morning glory) is the source of this 519-nucleotide messenger RNA. RefSeq names its product protein FAR1-RELATED SEQUENCE 5-like. The record is from RefSeq and is a predicted model, not a curated record. The transcript is spliced from 2 exons. NCBI's taxonomy places the organism in Eukaryota, Viridiplantae, Streptophyta, Magnoliopsida, Solanales, Convolvulaceae. Gene Ontology annotation, molecular function: zinc ion binding. The coding region runs from base 1 to 519 and encodes 172 amino acids. Gene Ontology annotation, biological process: regulation of DNA-templated transcription.